This is a messenger RNA of Carassius auratus (goldfish), 5711 nucleotides long. Its product is annotated as E3 ubiquitin-protein ligase TRIM32-like. Lineage: Eukaryota; Metazoa; Chordata; Actinopteri; Cypriniformes; Cyprinidae. Gene Ontology annotation, molecular function: protein binding; zinc ion binding. The record is from RefSeq and is a predicted model, not a curated record. The coding region runs from base 361 to 2346 and encodes 661 amino acids. The transcript has 2 exons.
AAAAAAAAAAAAGGAUAAUGUUUUCAUUUUGCAACACUAUAGGUGUUUAUGUUCCCGGGGGUUCUCGUGCAUCUCGGAUCCACCCACGUGUUUCCAGCAGCAGCAGUCUAAAGUGCCACUGAAAAAGCUUUGCGCAUCACGCAGGACAACGGCAGCCGCACAUCUGAUUCGUUCCUGCGCACAUCAGUGUACAGACACGGAACGCGACUGCCCUCGCCGCGACCAACGAAUCUCACCGGGGCGGGAUUCUCCCGCCGUUAUGACGUCAGCUCCGCAGUGUCACGCGCAGCCGCGCACACGCUGAAAUGCGAGACGCGCCUCGUCACAUUAAGUAAAAGCUGCUGUUGAACUGAAGGCACCAUGGCCACACCAACGUCUCUUGAUCCAGAUUUGGUUCGGGAGGUGCUGGAAUGCCCCAUUUGCUUGGAGACGUACAACCAGGAUCAGCUUCGACCCAAACUGCUGCAGUGCGGUCACUCAGUUUGUCGUCAGUGCCUUGAGAAACUCCUCGCCAGCACGAUAAAUGGCGUUCGCUGCCCCUUCUGCAGCAAGGUGUCUCGUAUGAGCAGUAUUUCCCAGCUGGCUGACAAUCUCACUGUGUUGAAGAUCAUUGACUGUGCUAGUUCAUGCGGCUCUACAAUGGGUCUCAUGUGCAAGUCUUGUAAAAACCGCCUGCCACGGCAGUACUGCAGUGACUGCAGCAUUGUGUUGUGUGAUAUUUGUAAAAACGAUGGCCACCAGUGUCAGGGUCAUGUUGUACAGGCCAUUCGCGUGGCUGCUGAACAGCGCCGGAAGGACAUCAGUGGGAAGCUUCCUGACAUGCGGGAGGCAAUGGGAAAUAUUCAGAAGAAGAAGGCAGCUAUUGACAAUGUGACAAAAUCAAUCAAACUGAAGUAUAAGGCUGUACAGCAGGAAUAUGCCAAGGCUGAGUUGCAGCUUCAAGAGGAACUUGGCCGCUCGCGCCGUGCCUUUGCCACCUCCUUGGCUGAAAUAGAGAAACUCAAUGCCCAGAUACUGGAGGAGCAGACGUACCUGCUCAAUAUUGCUGAAGUGCAGGUGGUGUCAAGGUGUGACUAUCUAACCAUGAGGAUCAGGCAGACGGAUAUUGCUCUACUGGAAGAAGCGAGCAACCAUGAAGAAGAAGAGUUGGACUUAAAAACUAACUUGAAUGUCAUUCUGAAACUACAAGAACCUGAAUUUGUUCAAAUGGAGUGCUCGAAACCCCUGGACGUGGGGCAGCUGACCACAAAACCCUGCAUUGUCAAUGCAGAGGAAAAAGCUGGACUUGAUUUCACCACUUCGACUGCCACCCUAGUUGACAUUUACCGUGAUAUUGACAUGGAUACAGCAGUUGAUGAAGCUGUCUGCGCUUCUCCCGGUAGCUUCAAGUCCAAGUCUGUUGACGGUGGUGGACCUUCUCCAGGAGCUUCUGGUGGGCAACUCUGUCAAUUUGUGAAAAAGAUGGGCUGCAAGGGCAAUCUGCCGGGCAUGUUCAAUUUGCCAGUAAGCAUUUGCGUCACGCCACAGGGUGAGGUGCUUGUGGCCGACCGAGGAAACUACCGCAUCCAGAUCUUCAACCGCAAGGGCUUCCAAAGGGAGAUACGGCGCAACCCAAGCAGCAUCGACAACUUCGUCUUGAGCUUCCUAGGUGCCGACCUGCCCAACCUCAUCCCACUUUCCAUUGCAAUCACUGCUCAGGGCCUCAUAGGUGUCACUGACAACUAUGAUAACUCCGUGAAGGUUUAUACCACCGAUGGCCACUGCAUCGCCUGUCACAAGAACCAGCUCAUCAAGCCAUGGGGAAUCGCGGCCAUGCCUUCAGGCCAGUUCGUUGUGUCAGAUGUAGAGGGGGGGAAGCUGUGGUGCCUAGCCGUGGAUCGUAACGUAGGUAUUGUGAAUUACAACCGCUUAUGUUCGGCUCUCAGGCCCAAAUUUGUAACUUGCGACUCCUCAGGUACAGUCUACUUCACACAGGGUUUGGGUCUAAACAUAGAGAAUAGACACAACGAACACCACCUUGAGGGGGGUUUCUCAAUUGGGUCGGUGGGAAUGGAUGGCCAGCUGGGAAAGCAACUCAGCCACUUCUUCUCAGAGAAUGAGGACUUCCGAUGCAUUACCGGCAUGUGUGUGGACUCUAAUGGAGACUUGAUCGUGACAGACAGUGGCCGUAAGGAGAUACUACAAUUCCCUAAAGAAGGUGGCUAUAAUAUUCUCAUUCAGGAGGGGUUAACAUGCCCUGUAGGGGUUGCAGUUACACAGAAGGGACAACUGCUUGUCUUAGAUUGCUGGGACCACUGUGUGAAGGUCUACACUUACUUGCAAAGGAGACGUUCCUCUACAUGUUAAGAUUGCUGUGUGGACAAUAUAGAAGACUUGUCACUUUUAUGCAAUGGCUUCAUUAUAAAUAUGUUUGUUUCUCAGUGAUUUCUGACCUAUGCCUUGCAGUGGCCAGGAUCAGGGAGCUAAGCUGCAACCAUUCACCACUGCCAUGAAGCAACUGGAUGAUGACUUAUGGGUAUUAUUAUGAAUGCUUUGGGCAAAUGGAUUUUAAAAUUUAGCACAACUGAUGGCAAUAACUGAAAAUUUUGUUCUUUAUGUGUGCAAAUAAGUUUUUUUUUUCCCUCUGUGAUGCUGUACAGACAUUAAGAUGGUGGAGUUACUGAGAAGGUAAUUUGUUUUAUAGUUGUGUCAUAAAUAAUAUCAAAGGAAUAUUCUUGUUUUGAUUCAAGUAAGGCUCAAUCAAAAGGAUUUAUGGUCUAAUGUUGAUAAUCACUAAUGUGUUGACUUAUUUAUUUUUGGUGGUAACCAACAUAAUGCUGCAAGUCCUGCUGAUUGAGCUUAACUUGUACUGAACCCAAAAUAUUUCUUGAACAGGAAGGAUUUACAUGGAAAAUGUGAAACAUGCUGACUCUGAACACUUCUGUGUGUGUCAUGUUCAUGUGUGGUUGUUGUAAUGACUUCACAAAAUGCCCUUACUAUUAAAGUGCCCCUCCAUACCUGAAGCCUCUGUCUGUAAAAGAUUAAAAGAUUUAUUUAACAAUACAAAUCUUCUGUAUAAUAAAAUACUGUUAGACUAAAGUACAAUACAGUUGAAAAAUGUUAUUGUUACUACAGAGUUGUCUAAUACUGCUUAUUGUUUACUUGAAUUGGUUUGUAGUGUACUCCAGUUUGUGAUAGCAUUACUCUGUUGCAGGAACCAAAGGCCUGUUAAAUUCAGGAGAUAUUUACUAGCCUGUCAUCAGAGUAACUGCAAUAGUUCAACUGAAGCAGGGAAAUGACUCCGCAGUUUACAUGCUGUAUUACACUGUAUAUUAAAUUAUGUUUUGCAUUGAAGUGUCCUUGUAUCUAAGAGAUGGAAACUCUCCUGCUUGAAUGCUGUAGAGAGCAUUCAACUUUUAUUUUUUAAUGUGGGUUUGUUGGUUCAAGCGUGUGCUGGAGCAGAUUAAGGCUAUAUAAAAUAUUCACGAAUAGAUUAGAAUAGAAACCUAUGAUCACAAUUUAUAACACAACUCAAGUAUGCAUUGCAUUCUCCGGGUUGCAAAGGAUGACAUAGUAGAUGUUCGUGCAAAACAUCUUUUAUGUCAGACUCGGUUAUCUCCUUUAGGUAUUCAGCUACUGUCACUGGAUUGCAUGCAAUAUAUCAAGUUGGCAAUGCAUUUCCAUCUGCACAUUUGUGUAAAGUAUUUUUCUGGUUUUAUUACAUUUUAACAAUGCAUUUGUCUUUACCAACAGAUGCAGACAGUCUGCAUUGUCCUUAUAGCAAAUGCACUCCUCCUUCACAAGACAUCCAGAGAUACUAGUAAUAUACACUGUCAAGCCAUUAGAAAAGAAUGUAACUUAAUUUUCAAUGAGUUACCUGGCCAUGUUAAGGCUUUUAAAGAAAACUUUAAUUAAUGCCUUUACACAGCACCACUGUGGGCAGAAUUAAAUUAAUUAGAUAAUUAUUAUUGCUUUAACCAUAAAGAAAAAUACUUAAAGCAAACAAAUUAUGUUGAAAUGCUCAAGAAAAGACACAAAGAAAAAGAAAAUAAUGUAACAAACACCUUUCAUUCUCCUUUUGUUCUGUCAGUUUGUUAAUCUAGUUUUGGCUGUUGUCUAUCUAUGGCCUUCUAUAUAAUAAUAAUAAUAAUAAUGUCCUGCUUGGCUUGGGUUAUUGGGUAUUGUGCUCAUCCUUUUAAUGGGGUCCCACUUAAUGUCAUUAUAUAUAUAUAUAUAUAUAUAUAUGUUUACCAGUAUAUACUGUCAUCACCUUGAUCUGUCUAGUCACUGACAAAUUGAUUUCCUGCUGGUUUCAAUGUUCAAUACCAUGUACCUUUUCCAGUAAACACAGGAAAAUGCAAUCAUCUUAAUAAACAGCUUAAUCAAGAUAUGCUAACCAAAUCUGCAUAAUGGAAAAAUAGCUAGAAGAAUUAUUGCUAUUAAAGAUCUGGUAAGCAUCAUAUUGGAUGCAUAAAACAACAUAUGAAGAGUGAGUCCCAGGGGUCUGUACCAUGAUGGUGGCUGAACAAAUUCGGGGUUACAGGCUUAGUUUUGAGUUGACAAAACCAAACCAGUCCGGCCAACUUUCUCUGUCAACUCAGGCUUGAUCCCGAAUUAAUGGAGCAGGUGCACAUGAAAGAGUGACCGUAAUGAACAGCCAAUCGCAUGCCUUGAAACUGUGAUUAACUUCUAAUGAGAGAGUCAGUGUGUUUACUACCGAAGAUUAAAAGAUUUAACAAUAUGAAGAAUUUAAACACAUUUACAAGUGCAAACGAUCCAUCCAUGAAAGAAGAAAAAAUAAGUGCAAGUAAAAGUCAGUUUAUAGAGUUGAAAAUAUUUAUAGGUAUAAUAACACUUAAAAAUCUAAGCCCAUAUGUAGUCUUGUUUAAAGCUAUUGAUUUAUAUUAAUUUAAAAUAAAAGCUUAAUGAUUUAUUAUUAAACUAAUCUAGCUUUAGUAAUAGAUUAAUGGUAGAAUAAUAUAAAUCAUAUAAAAUGAUUAUAAAAGACAAUCAUUUCUAGAAAUCAGACAAUUUUAUCUUUAAAAAUCUUUACUAGCGUCCUUUAAUUUGGAGUAAGAGAAACUGGAGAAGUGGCUUUAUUGCGUCAGAGAUGCAUCACUUUUCUUGAAGCUGAUUGGUCAAAUUUUGGUUUUAAGAUCUCUAACCAGAACAUAAUCUGCCCCGGAGCAGAUUAGCUAUGGAGUGUAAGUUACUAAGGCAAUGAAUGCCUCUAAAAACCAAGCCACUUUCAUGGUACCUAAAACCAAGGAUUGGUGCAAACUCAACGGAAACUUAACCUGGCUAGCCAGCUAAACCAGCUUCAUGGUACAGGCCCCUGGUCUUUUGUUACAUAUUUUUACUUUUAGCAAACACAGAAAGCUCUAUGCACAAUGCAAUAUAUAUUUUUGUCCUUCUUUAAUGAACAAUUCAGUGGAAGACCAUCACGAGUGAUUUAUUUUCCUUUUUUAUGUGAUGCCACUUGUUUAUGACUUGUUGCAUAAGUCACUUUUUAACAUUACCCAUCAUACUUAAGGUCAAAGGGCCUAGAAAAUGAGUAUUUUCUCACACCAUUGUGCUUUUGUCAGGGUUUGAUGGCAGGAGAUUCUGAAUUGACAUUACUAUCAUAAGAUCUAAACAUAAUCAUUGCAUUGAUGUUGGUAUCAGUAAAAUGAGUCCCAAAUUUGUGUUUGUAUUGUUCAUGAUCAGUUGUGUGCAAUAAAAUCAAGACCUGA